AUGGCAUUGCAACAAGAUGUUGAUAAACUCAAGAAGAAGAAGCUGAGACAAGAAGAGAAUGUUCACAGGGAUUUGGAGAGGGCAUUUUCCAGACCUUUGGGAGCUCUAUCUCACCUUCCUCCUUAUCUUUCUUCUUGUACAUUGGACCCUCUUGCUGAAGUAACUAUUUUGGAAGAGGAGGUUGUGCGGCUUGAAGAACAGGUUGUGCAUUUCAGGCAAGGAUUGUAUCAAGAAACUAUCCACAUUUCAUCCUCCAAGAGGAACAUGGAUGAUUCAGUUGAUUUAUACGACCCAUAUCACAUUA
This is a messenger RNA of Ilex paraguariensis (yerba mate), 304 nucleotides long. The record is from the annotation of a GenBank genome assembly. Lineage: Eukaryota; Viridiplantae; Streptophyta; Magnoliopsida; Aquifoliales; Aquifoliaceae.